GGGGCUUCCUACCCCUGCAUGAAAGCGUCGGAGUCCCCGUCUCCAGCCCUUCACUUUCUGCUCUGCCUGACAGGAAGAAACAAGAUGGCGGCGGCAGACGGGGACGACUCUCUGUAUCCCAUAGCCGUGCUCAUCGACGAGCUGCGCAAUGAGGACGUGCAGCUUCGCCUGAACAGUAUUAAGAAGCUCUCCACCAUCGCUCUGGCCCUGGGCGUGGAGAGGACCCGCAGCGAGCUCCUGCCUUUCCUGACAGAUACCAUCUACGAUGAGGAUGAAGUGCUGCUGGCCUUGGCUGAACAGCUGGGGACCUUUACCUCCCUGGUCGGGGGACCGGAGUUUGUGCAUUGCCUAUUGCCUCCUCUAGAGAGCCUGGCCACAGUGGAGGAGACCGUGGUGCGGGACAGGGCGGUGGAAUCUCUUCGUGCCAUUUCCCAUGAACACUCCCCCUCGGACCUCGAGGCGCACUUUGUGCCCCUGGGGAAGCGCCUGGCCAGUGGAGACUGGUUCACUUCCCGCACGUCGGCCUGCGGUCUGUUCAGCGUCUGCUACCCCCGGGUGUCCAGCACCGUCAAAGCAGAACUCCGACAGCAUUUCCGUAAUCUGUGCUCCGAUGACACCCCCAUGGUCAGGCGAGCCGCCGCCUCUAAAUUAGGGGAGUUCGCAAAGGUUUUGGAGCUGGAGCACAUGAAGAGCGAGAUCAUCCCCAUGUUCUCCAACCUGGCGUCUGAUGAGCAGGAUUCUGUGCGUUUGCUGGCCGUCGAGGCCUGCGUCAACAUUGCCCAGCUGUUACCACAGGAGGAGCUGGAGCCGCUGGUGAUGCCAACGCUGCGCCAGGCGGCCGAGGACAAGUCGUGGCGUGUCCGUUAUAUGGUGGCAGACAAGUUCACUGAGCUCCAGAAAGCUGUUGGACCCGAAAUCACCAAAACGGAUUUGGUCCCUGCUUUCCAAAACCUGAUGAAGGAUUGUGAGGCUGAGGUCCGAGCUGCGGCCUCCAACAAGGUGAAAGAGUUCUGUGAAAACCUGUCCCCUGACUGCCGGGAGAACGUCAUCAUGACGCAGAUCCUGCCGUGCGUCAAGGAGUUGGUGUCGGAUGCCAAUCAGCACGUGAAAUCUGCCCUGGCCUCAGUCAUCAUGGGCCUGUCUCCUAUCCUGGGCAAGGAGAAUACCAUCGAGCAUCUUCUUCCUCUCUUCCUGGCCCAGCUGAAGGAUGAGUGUCCAGAAGUGCGGCUCAACAUCAUCUCCAACCUGGACUGUGUGAACGAGGUUAUCGGCAUCAGGCAGCUCUCCCAGUCUCUGCUGCCUGCCAUAGUGGAGCUGGCGGAAGAUGCCAAGUGGCGCGUGCGUCUGGCCAUCAUCGAGUACAUGCCUCUCCUCGCAGGACAGCUGGGCGUGGAGUUUUUUGACGAGAAGCUGAACUCUCUGUGCAUGGCGUGGCUGGUGGAUCAUGUGUACGCCAUCCGAGAGGCUGCAACAAGCAAUCUGAAGAAGCUGGUGGAGAAGUUCGGUAAAGACUGGGCUCAGGCCACCAUCAUCCCCAAGGUGCUGGCCAUGUCCAACGACCCAAACUACCUGCAUCGAAUGACCACGCUUUUCUGCAUCAAUGUUCUGUCAGAGGUUUGCGGACAGGACAUCACUACCAAGCACAUGCUGCCCACAGUGGUGCGGAUGGCUGGCGAUGCUGUUGCGAAUGUACGUUUUAAUGUUGCCAAGUCUUUACAGAAAAUAGGACCCACUCUGGAUAACAGCACUCUGCAGAAUGACGUGAAGCCGGUCCUGGAGAAGCUGACUCAAGACCAAGACGUCGACGUGAAAUACUUUGCACAGGAAGCAGUGACAGUGCUGGCUCUGGCAUGAGAAUAUCCAUUGACGGUGGCACUCCGCUUCUGACAGAACCUUUUUUAUUUUUGUUCCCCUUGCACGACUCUACUCACAGUUUUGCCCUCCGCACCACAUCCUUUGGCCCGAUCCUACCUGGUGGUGUUUGGUCUCUCCCACAGCCUGGAAUCUCUGCCCCCCUCCAUACAUAGUGCUGAACAUUACUUCAAAUGAAUCGUUAGUGGCUGUGGCUUUUAACUCUUAAUAUGCUAUUACUCUGUCCAAAAAGGACUCUGAAGGGGAUCAUUAUGUUCAUAUCACUUUUUUACUACAAGAAAGUAAUCUAGGUCGACUGGGAAGGGAAUAUGGCAGCUUAUUAUUUUUGUGAAAUAAUGCUUUCAGGUCUAUAUUCCUAUACUAUGCUGUUUAGUGUUUUUACCUUGUGUAAAUAACGGUUCGGCGCCCCGUUGCCGGUGCGGCUGGGGCCGAGCCACUCGUACAGAGAUCUCUCGGCAGCAGCUUCACCGGCAAAGGGGUGUCGAGCAGUGACGCAGGUUUUAAUGGAGCUGCCUGCCGCUUGUCCCUCAUCUGAGAACACUAUAUUGCCAUAGACCACCUAUAUUCAAGCUGCUGUUUUUGUCCAGAAAUAAAAUGUAUUAAGUUUUAAUUGUUUCUAAAGUAUAACCUGCAGUAAAACUCCUUUAAAAACGCCUGCAGUUGGAGGAGAAAAAUUAAAUAUAGUCCAAAGUACGUGAUGUUUGCAACUUCGAUAAUUGCAUUUGAGUGUAUCGGUCGAGCUGCCUUGAUUGUAAAAUUACAUGAAUAAAUACAACCAUUUUUGUUUC
Molecule: messenger RNA, 2660 nt
Organism: Bufo bufo (common toad)
Lineage: Eukaryota; Metazoa; Chordata; Amphibia; Anura; Bufonidae
Gene: PPP2R1A
Product: protein phosphatase 2 scaffold subunit Aalpha
Exons: 15
Coding region: 19-1854 (611 amino acids)
Biological process (GO): protein dephosphorylation
Cellular component (GO): protein phosphatase type 2A complex; cytoplasm
Molecular function (GO): protein phosphatase regulator activity; protein binding
Source: RefSeq, a predicted model, not a curated record